Molecule: messenger RNA, 1389 nt
Organism: Penicillium salamii
Lineage: Eukaryota; Fungi; Ascomycota; Eurotiomycetes; Eurotiales; Aspergillaceae
Source: the annotation of a GenBank genome assembly
AUGGAACAAUCCAGUCGUCCCACGCGGCCAUCGCUCGGCCAAAUGCGCAGCAGCUCGUUCCUGCAAGAUCACCAACAAUACAAGCCGAUGGCACCAAUCAACCAAAUCAACCAAAACAUCGGAGAGGUUCUAGCAAACCAAGUGGACGACCUAGCCCUGAACGCCAACCCGAUCAAGCCCGAUCCCGAGCGCGUCACCGAGAGCGGAGUCAUCCACAACAUCUUCAACCACCACGAGAACCCUCUCCCAAGCGGCACGGCACAGAUCGUCGCGACUAUCUACUACAAAUCCGCAACCCCAGUCCACCCCCACUACCACCCUGAUGCCUCGCCUGAUCCCACCGCAGAGAUCCCAGCUCCCACUGUCCCUGAGGGCUCAGCACCAACGGAAGAUAUGGACAAGUUCCCCCGCGAGCCUCCCGCGCCAGAGCCGGAACCACUCGACCACCUGUACGGCCCGUACGUCUCGCAGAUGUGUUUGACCAACUUCCUCCAGAUCCUGGAGUCCCUUCCUACGCCUUACCAGCGCAUGAACACCUCGCACCGCUGUCUGGACCGUGAGGAACACCCCCGCGUCGUGGAGGUCACUUUCUCACCCCCGCCAAACCCGGAUUACCUCUCGUUCCCGGAUCUGCGGAAGCACGAGAGUAUCUGGCGCUUUGAGCGGGAGUGGAAUGUCGAGGUUGUCUUGCAGCAGGAGAGUGUGUUCCGUCGCCACAAGCGUCUUGCUGUCUUCGAUAUGGAUAGCACCCUCAUUGACAAUGAGUGUAUUGAUGAGAUUGCCAAGUUCAUCGGUGUUGAGAAGCAGGUCUCUGACAUCACCGAGCGCGCUAUGAACGGCGAGCUGGACUUCUCUGCAUCUCUGCGCGAGCGUGUCGGUCUCCUCACCGGUGUCCCCGCGGAUGUCUUCGAGAAGCUCAAGUCUGUCCUGAAGAUCGCCAAGGGUGCCCGUGAGCUGUGCCGCGCAUUGAAGACCCUCGGCUACACACUUGCUGUUGUCAGCGGUGGAUUCCAGCCCCUAGCCGAGUGGCUAGCCGCACAGCUGGGCAUCGACAUUGCCGUUGCCAACCACCUUGAAAUCGACGAGGCCACCCAAACCCUAACCGGCAAGCUGGUCCCCUCAUACCCAAUCAUUGAUGCAGCCCAAAAGCGCACACUCCUGAAGUCCUUUGCUGCCGAGCGCAAUAUCCCCAUUGCGCAAACAAUGGCCGUUGGCGACGGCGCCAAUGAUCUGCUAAUGCUUCACGCUGCAGGUCUGGGCGUGGCAUGGCGUGCCAAGUCCAAGGUCCAGCUGGAAGCCCCUACCCGCAUCAAUGGCGAGAGCCUGGUCGACGUUCUCUACCUGCUUGGCAUGGAUAACGAUGACAUUGCGGAGCUGACCUCUCAAUGA